UGGAAGGGGGGGAAAGCGUCCAAACUGGAAGGGGGGGAAAGCGUCCAAACUGGAAGGGGGGGAAAGCGUCCAAACUGGAAGGGGGUGAAAGCGUCCGAACUGGAAGGGGGUGAAAGCGUCCGAACUGGAAGGGGGGGAAAGCGUCCGAACUGGAAGGGGGGGGGGAAAGCGUCCGAACUGGAAGGGGGGGGGAAAGCGUCCGAACUGGAAGGGGGGGAAAAGCGUCCGAACUGGAAGGGGGGGGAAAGCGUCCGGACUGGAAGUGGGGGAAAGCGUCCGGACUGGAAGGGGGUGAAAGCGUCCGGACUGGAAGGGGGUGAAAGUGUCCGGACUGGAAGUGGGGGAAAGCGUCCGGACUGGAAGGGGGGAAAGUGUCCGGACUGGAAGUGGGGGAAAGCGUCCGGACUGGAAGUGGGGGAAAGCGUCCGGACUGGAAGUGGGGGAAAGCGUCCGGACUGGAAGGGGGGAAAGUGUCCGGACUGGAAGUGGGGGAAAGUGUCCGGACUGGAAGGGGGGGAAAGUGUCCGGACUGGAAGUGGGGGAAAGCGUCCGGACUGGAAAGGGGGGAAAAUGUCAGUGCGUCUUAUGGAGCGAAUACAAAGCGGCCGGUCUGGU
This is a messenger RNA of Staurois parvus, 615 nucleotides long. NCBI's taxonomy places the organism in Eukaryota, Metazoa, Chordata, Amphibia, Anura, Ranidae. The record is from the annotation of a GenBank genome assembly.